This is a messenger RNA of Rhopilema esculentum, 4302 nucleotides long. RefSeq names its product transcriptional protein SWT1. Gene Ontology annotation, molecular function: protein binding. The record is from RefSeq and is a predicted model, not a curated record. NCBI's taxonomy places the organism in Eukaryota, Metazoa, Cnidaria, Scyphozoa, Rhizostomeae, Rhizostomatidae. Gene Ontology annotation, cellular component: nucleus.
UAACAAUGGAAAAAAAGUCCCACGUGCAUUACAGGACAUGCGAAGGAGCGUCCUCCGAUCAUGCUUGCCUGGCCUAAGUUGAUGUUUUGAGUAGAGAAGAGGCGACGGGGACAAGAUUCUCAACGAUGAACCUGAGUUGAAAAUGAUUGUUCUUUGGUGUCAGCCUGUCAUCUGACUUGAUCCAAGAAUUAAAAAUCUCUUUUGCUUACAACAUGGAUGCAACAGUUGAAGACACACAACUGCCAGAGGGUUGGGUUAAGUGCUUCUCUAAAUCUCAGUCUGGGAUGGUUUAUUUUUUUAACACUCUGACAGGUGAAUCACUUUGGGAGCAUCCUGAAGCUGUAUUGCUCAAUGAAAAGAAUAAAGGCCAUGCUACCACUGCAGCUGUUACGAUUUCCAAGAAGGAAGAGGAAUCACUUACGAAUCACAACAGCACUGCAAGCCGGAAGCGAAAUCGUAAUGAACGCAAGCUGAAACCAUUAUCAAAAAGUAAGUCGGGAAAUAAUUUUAAAAAAGGUGCGAAAGGGGAUCAAAUGGAGGUCAAAGUAAUGAAGAAAACUGAAACAUUAAAGGCAAGGAUUGUUUUAAAUACAGAUAGGGAGAGGAGUGACAAAGGUCCACUUUCCUUGAAUUUCCAUCGAUCUAAUAGUGUUGAUGGUUGUCAUACUGACAUUAGUACUAGUCAGGUCUCUACAAAGUCUAAAGAAUGGCAGUUUACUAUGGAUAAUGCAAAACAUGGACGGUUGGAGGUUGAACGGGGAGGCCUUGCUAAUCAUGGAAGAGACAAAGUCAGUGAUUAUAAUUCCAAUAAUGUUGUGAAUGCGAAUGGUUCUUUAAUAACGCAAAACAGAAGCUCGGAAAAGAAGACUCUUAAACCUCUUAAGCCGCUAAAAACUCAAAAUCCCCGAUCUACUAAUAACACUGAAAAUAAUUUUAAGAAUUCAAGUUACCGAAUACCAAAAAAGAAACCAAUUUCGACUCCUAAAACCCCAGUAGGCAAAUUUACACCUUUUACUGGGGAUAAUUUUAAUGCUGAGCGAAACGUAUCGCCCACCAAAAAUGAGUCCAGGCGGUCGAUCGAUCGGAAAGACUCAUCGAAAUCAUUGCGGUCGCCUGGAAGCAUUUCUGGUCGAAGUUCAUCCUCCUGGUCCACAUCUGAUAUUGCCAUGACAGGACCAUUGGAGGCUGAAUGUGACAGCGAACCCUUGAAAGACCGCACGGUUGAACCAGCUGAGGAAGAGAUGGAGAUUGAUGAUGCAGGAUUCAUGACAAAGAAAAUAUUCAAACAGAUCGAGAGCAUCCGUUUGGACAAAAUCGAAAUUCCCAGGACUGCGGAUUCUACAGUAAGAGAUCCAGUAAAAGUUAUGGACGGCUCUUUGUUCAUCGUCUUGGAUACCAACAUUCUCCUCUCUCACUUGAAAUUCGUCUCAGAGUUAAAGGACUCGCCAAUACCUGGCGCUGGAAGACCAACUGUGGUAAUUCCAUGGAUGGUUGUUCAAGAAUUAGACAGGUUGAAGAAUGCUCCGGAUUCAAGAAUAGUUGAAGCAGGAGAAGGAGAGGUAAACCAACCCUUCAUCAGCAUCAAUUUUCUUGCUCGCAAUGCCGUUGCGUUUAUUCACAAUUGUUUCUCGCAAAACCACCCAAGGAUCAAGGGGCAGUCUGUGUUUGAGGCAAGCAAGUCAGUUGAUGGAUUCACGGAGGAGACAAAUGACGACAGUAUACUAUGUUGUUGUUUGCUUUUAAAGCAAAAUGCUCCUCAGACAAAGACGGUUCUCCUUUCAAACGACAGAAACCUGUGCAGCAAAGCUCUGAUGAACGGAGUUAAGGCUUUUACGAAAAAGACUCUAUUGCCAGGGCUUCAGGACCUUUUUCAGAGCGGAAACAUAAUCGUUCAUAAAGGCCAUUUCAAAGAAUAUUUCAAGGAAGCCGAGAUUCAGGAGCGUAUAUCUGAGCAGCAGAAAAAGGCUGACAACUUGAUCUGUGAGCUUCAGUGCAUAUUAAGGGAAGCCCUGGCAGCAAUUGUGGAGCAGGAAAUGAAAGAAGUCUAUGGUGAAAUUUGGCUGGCAAUUGUGAAAAUCAAACCACCAUGGACCCUUAUAGACACAUUUGAAUUGCUAGAGAAGCAUUGGAUCGCUGUUUUUGGCCAAAUAGUUAACAGGAAUCUAAAGGAAAAAGUAACGGAGUUGAAGAAAAAGUUUUUGGGUGGGGAAGAUACAACAAGAGAUUUAAAUUUGGCAGGAGGUAUGAUUGAGCUUGGCUUCGCCAUCUGCGAUACAUUCGCAAAGCAUUCUGGUUAUGAUGGAGUUCUAUCUAAAUGUCUGGCAGCGGCCAUUGUUUUGCGAAGAACUUACAAGAAGUACGUUAGCACUGUGGCUGCGAUUCCAAGCAGAAACGAGGACGAGGAGCCCACACGCAAGCGCCGCCCGUUGCCAGAACCAUCAGACGGGGGUACGGUGUCAGACAGCGUUAGUGCUGUGCUGCAUCAAGGCCAGGAGGGAUCAAACGAGAGGCAACUGGAAGACGCGAAACCUCCACACUUCGCUGUUAUGAUAACUUUUGACGAAAUAUGGAAGGCAGUUAGAAUGCUAAGUUCAUCGAUAUUCAGAUCUAUGGAAUAUCCGAACCCAUACCAGGAAGAUGACGAAAAUAUCAACCUCAGGCCUUCAAAAGAGGAAUCGCUAAGGUUUCUUCAACAAUUUGUUCCUUGUUUAGGCCGUCUUGUACAAGGGAUCCAAAGGGUUCUAGCUUGCUCUCAGGAGGACUCCGUCAAAAAUCCUGAUAUAUUUGUUGAGUUAGGAGAAAGCAUUGCACAGUUUUUGAAAUCGAUAAUGUGUCGUGACUGUAAGAUUACCCUCGAUGAGCUUUGCGCCUUUUGCAUGGAUAAUCUUUGCAGGAAUGCUUUGGUACAAGGCAUGUCUCAAUUGGAUCGGGCUUUAGCAAUGCUGCAACAUUGUCAGACUUUAGCCGCAAAGCAACCUUAGAGCCUUGAAUGUAGACAUUGGCAAGACCCGUUGUAAAAUUGUUUUCUUUGUGCCCUCCAUCAGUGUUACCAUUAAUUGGUUUUGCUUUCUUGUGAUAAGAAAAUGGCGGCUGUGUUUCUCCUGAUCAAAAUGUUUCUUUCCAUCGGUUAUAAACAGAGCACGUUGCAUCCACCUACUCAGUCUGCCGGUAGAAUUUGGUUACUUAGCAAUAAAGAUCCCUCAUAACUAAUCGAACAACAACUGGAACUUUAGACCUGUCGACAUAUGAAAAAUAAUCACUGCUCAAAAUUAUUUGUUCAAGAUAUUUAUAUAAUAAUAGUUACUCUACUCUCUUAUCAUAUGCUUGUUAGUUGUUUGGAUUUAGCCAGUUAACUUAAGAGAACUCGUCACAAGAAGUUAGAUCGUUUCACGAAUGUUUAUAUGAAUUUAAUACCACUUAACGGGGCAGAAGUCUCAUUUAUCUAGUUGCUAAUAAACUUUUUUCUGUUUUUAGUGCCACAGUAAUGACAAUGUUUAUAGAAAAGUUCCUUUGCCCAUUGAAUUCUUUUGCUCGAUCGGCUUUGUAUUUCAGUUGCAAUUAUUUAUUAUUGUCAGUACCGAUAUCCGAAUAGGUUUUGAUUCGAGCAGACAUUUUUAUUCGAAUAUUUCAAAAGGGCAAAGAAUCUACACAAUAGUUGCUGUUUUACUAGGAUCCUCACAGUUAAGACUUAACAAGAAAACAAGAUAUUAUGAAUGAAAGAAAAUAUGAUAUUAGUUUGUCCAAUUGUACAAUAAAACCAUGCCACUUGAUGAAAUCAUUUUGUGAAUAAUUAUCAAUCAAGCAUUCUGGAUUGCAUACUUCAGGCCCUAAACUGUUAAUCAUUAAACUUGUUGUUACCAAAUUGUAAAACCCUUUGCUUCCAAAUUGCGUUUUAUUUGGAAUUAUUAUUACCAGACGAGUCUUGCCUACUUUCCAUGUAAAUGUAAAUUUAAAGAGGCAAGAAUCUGUGAAACAAAUACAAAUUUCGUGUUAACAGACCCGUAUACAGAUUUUCAUAUAGCUGAAAACGUCUUUGUGUUUGUAGGUUAAUUGUUUUGUUUGUAGAAAUGUUCUGUUUGUUUUUAAACCUGGAAAUACAUCCGAAAUGGAAGAUCUAGCCAGUUAUAUUGAAUUCGUUCAGAUAACAAUCUUCCAUUUCUUUCACAUCUAUCGAUUGUCGGAGUGAGGCGUUUAUUAGCUUAUUGCCUGAUCUGACAUGUCCGAAAAUUGUCAUUUUUGUUUAGUUAGUUUUGUAAAACAUGAUCAACUUGAUGGGUUGCGAUUAUAAACCUGAUGAGCUUA